This is a messenger RNA of Dichotomopilus funicola, 933 nucleotides long. RefSeq lists its product as uncharacterized. Lineage: Eukaryota; Fungi; Ascomycota; Sordariomycetes; Sordariales; Chaetomiaceae. Gene Ontology annotation, cellular component: nucleus. Bases 1 to 933 code for a protein of 310 amino acids. The record is from RefSeq and is a predicted model, not a curated record. The transcript has a single exon.
AUGUCCCAACUCCUCGCCAUCGUCGGCGCCACCGGCCAACAAGGCGGUUCCGUCGCCAACUUCGUCCUCUCCGACCCGGUCCUCUCGGCGCGCUACAAAGUCCGCGCCCUGACCCGCGACACCACCAAGGAGGCCGCCGACGCCCUCCGCGCCAAGGGCGCCGAAGUCGUCCAAGCCGACCUCGAAGACCCGGCCUCGCUCAAGGCCGCCUUCGCUGGUGUCGACACCAUCUUUGCUGCUACCAAGACUGUCUACGACGAGCAGGCUAAGGAGCGCGAGUUGCGCCAGUCAAAGGAUGUGGCCGAUGCGGCUGUUGCCGCCGGCGUGAAGUUUAUUGUGUACUCGUCCGAGGUGCACUGCGAGACGGUGUCGGGCGGGAAGUACCCUGUUGCGGCGUACGAUUCCAAGAACGAGGCUGAGCAGUACAUCCGCACUCUGCCGGUGAAGUCGGCUUUCUACUACCCCGCGACGUUCAUGCAGAACCUGGCUGCUAUGAUGGCGCCCCGUCCGGUUCCCGACUCCCCCGGUGUGUACGCCAUCGCCAACAUCUUCGCUGGUGACCGGCCCUACCCCUGGUUGGACGUCGUUGCCGAUGCGGGCAAGUUCGUCGGUGCGAUCCUGGCCGCGCCGGAGAAGUUCGACGGCAAGGUGCUGUACGCUGGUGCCGAGCUGGCGACGAUGGACCAGAUUGCGGAGAAGAUCUCCAAGCAGACUGGCAAGACGGUCAAGUAUGUGCUGAUGCCGGAGGAGAAGUUCCGCGCGUACCUGCCGCCUGCGGCCGCGGACGCGAUUGUGAACAUGUUUUUGUUCUGCUCCGACUUUGGGUACUAUGGUCCUGACUCGGCGAAGCUGUUGGAGGAGACUGUUGCGCAGGUGCCGUACAAGCUGACCAGCUUGGAUGAGUACAUUGCGGCGAAUGUUAAGCUGGCUUAG